Messenger RNA from Hydractinia symbiolongicarpus, 3459 nucleotides. Its product is annotated as putative histone-lysine N-methyltransferase 1. The transcript is spliced from 4 exons. The record is from RefSeq and is a predicted model, not a curated record. Lineage: Eukaryota; Metazoa; Cnidaria; Hydrozoa; Anthoathecata; Hydractiniidae. The coding region runs from base 1470 to 3428 and encodes 652 amino acids.
GUUCUUAAAAAUAAACUGAAGUGUGCAAUAAAGAAGUGUUUUGUAAUUUUUUUUCUUGGACUUUUAUUUCUUUUGUUUCGAAAGAAUAUCUCUUUUUAUUUUUGCAAUAAAUCAAUUUUUAUAUUUUCAAACCCGAUUUAAUUGCUUGUAAAAAAAAUUCUGUGUCCACACAAGAUGUCAUUUUUCCUGUUGUUAAGCAGUUUGUUAGAUCAUGGUUAGUCAUAAAUGUUGUGCCUUGUCAAAAAGUGAGGAUUUUUGCUGAGCAAGCGAUAAUUUGGACGGCGUGACUACUAAACAUUUGGACUGGAAGGCUUAUUAAAGUAGGCCACAUUUACAUUAAGAAGUAUUUAUUGUUUGCAUAGACAUGAUGUAAAGCCUCUUUUACAUUAGAUCAAAAUAAAUAAUUUAUUCAUCAGCUUUAAUUACUUUUAUAAGCUUGUGUGGAUAGUAUUAAUUAAUCUUUUUUAAUUUUUUUUGUGUGUAAUUGCAUCUUUGAUUGUGCGUGUAGGUGGAGUAAACUUUAUUAUGCAAUUUCUACAUGAUAUACAAGAUGACGAACAGUGAAUAACUACAAAGUAGAUACAUUUUUAACUUUGCUCUACUUAUUUUUAUAUCUGCAUUCAUCUUCUUUUUGUUGUAGUUGUAAAGCAAACAAGAAAUUUUCGCAGUGUGUACUGGCGCUUAGCCUGUUUAUCUACCAGAUGGCUAAAACUUUUUUUUUAUCUAUCAACAUUCACUUUAAAAAGGAACGGGAAUUUUUUUUCGUUCGUGGUCGUGCUGACAUACGCAGUUAGGAUUUUAAAUUAUGACUUUAAGAUAAUGCACGCAUUUAAAUAAAAAAAUUUUAUAUUUUUGAAAAUCGUUCGAAGAAUAGUUUUUUUGUGUUUUGUUUUGUUUUAUUUUCAGUUUUAGAGUAAAAGUUACGCAACGGGGAUAAUUUUUUUUUUAAAUAUAUAACCAGGUUGGCCAGCAAUCUGGAAAAUUCAGAGACUUCAAAAAGUGCGCCAAAAACGCCAAAAAAAGUAAAACUAUUUAUAACUCAGCUUGUCUCCAGGCUACCGUAUUUAGCGAAUUUUUCAACAGUCAAGGAAAAAAAGUUAGGGGGAUUUAUUGUAUAAAACUUAGCUGUCAAAUAUACCAGUGAAAGUAUAACAUAAAAAAUGACUCAGCCGUCUUGGUUUUCUGUAGCACAAUUUGCAAUCGUCUUUAGGCGCAUUUCUAUAAAGAUGAAAUUUGAUAAGGUGUGAUUAACCUCUAUACUUUUUCUUUGCUUUAUUUAUCAAUAUAUAUUUUCACACAUAUAUUAUUUACUUCUAUCUAUAUUAUAAAUACACAGAAAAUGAUGUUUAUAAGUUUGUGGUGAAUGUAACAUUAUUGAAGUUAUUUCAAAAACGUUUCUUCCGAGGUAACCAUUUUGAAUUUUCACGGUCUCUUCGUGAAACACGUAGUAUACUGGACAGGUAUACGAAAUGGCGUUACCAAGGGAACUUGCAUUCAUUAUUGAUGGAAUUAUCAAUCAGGAUCAUCACUUGCUUCAGUGGGAAGUGUUUGGUAACGCUGCAGAUGAUAUACGAAUUAUGCUGACAUGGCGAAAAAUUAAACAAUCAGAAGACAGUUCUGUUGACAUGGUGAAACCAGAAGAUGUUUUGGUGGCUUUGCAUGAAACGGAUGAAAAUUGGAAGAGUAUAAAAAGAAGUUUUAAAGUCGAAAACAUAAAACGAAUAGAAGAUGAAAACACGAACGUUUCAAGUAUUAAGGCGAAGGAGCAUAAAGAAAGGAAAAAGAACCCCUUUCGAAAGUUACGAAAAAAUGAAAAACUUAAAAGAAAAGGAAAAUUACAACUUUCAUUAUCGAUAGAUGAAGUUGAUCGUGAGAAGACAGUAGACAAACCGAACAACGAGCGACGACAAUACCAUGUCUUGCUUAAUUUCAGCAAUGAUAAAAGUAUGCGAAACUUUCAGAGCGACCACAGCAACAACAAUGACGACGGCGAUAGCAGCGACAGUAACAAUAGCUACAACAAAAACGACAGAAACAACGACAACAACAGCAACGACAACAACAACAACGAUGACAACAACAGCAACGACAACAACAACGGCAGCAGGACUUACAACAAAAAUGAUAGAAACAACGACAACAAUAACAUCAGUGACAACAAUAACGUCAACAACAACAACAACAACGAUAAGGACGACAAUAGCGACAGUAACAACGACAACAACAACAACGACAACAGUGUUGACGAUAAGCAGGAAAAUAACGUCGCUAAGAACGAUAAAAAUUUCAAUAAUAUAAGUCAUUGCUUGAAACAACAAACUAAAUGUAACACUAAAAACCAUAUCGUGAGCCUUUCUCAGAUCAAGUCAAAAGAAACUGCAAAAAAAGUGUUGGAAGUGCAGCGAAAUAAAUUUAAAAUGUCUAUAGAUCAAAAUGUUCUCAGUGCGCUACAAAUUCCAGAUACAUCAUGUGAUAACGAAAACACUUCUAUAAAACCAUGUGAUAUAAAUGGGGUUUUUAAUGGCCAGAAACUUUUACCUGCAGAUAAAUUUAAAAGUAGUAGCAACAAUUCAUCCGUACGAACGUUGUCGGAGAACAGUGGAGAGACGGGUGUGGAGAACUGCGUUGAGUGUAACUACAAUGGCUUCUGUGACGAUCAAACUCACAAAGAAGAGUAUAUGUCGACUUUGCUCGCAGAUGCUGAGAAAAGUGAUAUGAAUGAGGAUUGCGUAUGUAAUGUUUGCACAGACGGUGGAGUUCAUAAUGGCUGCGUCUAUCGAGAAAUAUCGCGCCUCAAACACCACUACAAGUUGUUCGAUAAACGUAACUUGUGUUUUUGUAAAGUUUGCUUUCCAUUCAAGUAUCGCCAGAUGUGUUUGCGGCAAGAGUUACGAGUGCUACGAAAGAAAGGAAAGAAUCUUUACUACAGAUUAACAUGUGAUAGUGACGAUGAUGACACAGGAUAUCACCCUGGGCUUCGUUAUGGUGAUUCCCUGAUUGAUAAUUACGACAGCGAAUCCGAUGGAGAAAAAAAUCAAGCUAAAAGUGUCAAUGAUAUCGAGUUAAAAAUCACAAAAGAAGAUAAAAUAAGUUUUCGUAAUUGUCUGGAUUGUCAGUUUACUGGAUUUUGUGAAGACAUCCGACAUAAGAAGUUGUACACGAGAUUGCUUCGUCAUGAUGACGUCAACUUUGACGAGCUUGAAGAGCCCUGCGCUUGUUUAGUGUGUGUAUUCAAAGGCGCUGCACAUAGUGGCUGUGUGAGGCGGGAAAUGAAGCGACUCCGAUACGAUUUGAAGUUAUUCGAUGAAAGAAAUUUAUGCGAGUGUGAAAUUUGCGUUCCGUUUAAAUAUCGAACGAUUUGUUUGAGACAAGAAUUAAAGAAACUAAGAAGGAAGAGAAAUAUAAAUUUAUAUCCAAAAUUAUAUUAACAUCUUUAGUUUAACACAAAAGUAAAAAAUA